ACCGUCUCCAAUUCUUGCUAACCAACCAAACCAAAAAGUCAGGAUUCUCGACAAAAAUAUUCAUUUGCAAUUUCUGAGAUUCAAAACUUCGAAUCUCUUCAACCUUAUCAUCAUCUCCAAAUUCAAAUCGAAGCCAUGGAGUCCUACAAAACCCUAGAAAUCAUUCAGAAGACCCCAGAUUCAUCCGUGUUUCAUCUCAUCCUCAACAGGCCAUCGCAACUCAACGCCUUGUCCCUCGAUUUCUUCGUCGACUUCCCCAAAGCUCUAUCAUCCCUCGACCAAAACCCAGAUGUCGCCGUCAUCGUCCUUUCCGGCGCCGGGAAACACUUCUGCUCUGGCAUCGAUAUCAAUUCCCUCUCUACAAUCUCGGAACGAUCAGAGUCUGGCGACAGAGGACGCUCGAGCGAACUGUUACGCCGAAGGAUCAAAUCGAUGCAGGCCGCGAUCACCGCCGUGGAACAGUGCCGUAAACCUGUUAUCGCCGCUAUACACGGCGCGUGUAUCGGAGGCGGAAUUGAUCUUAUCACCGCUUGUGACAUUAGGUAUUGCUCCGAGGACGCUUUCUUCUCGAUCAAGGAGGUUGAUCUCGCGAUCGUCGCGGAUUUAGGUACCCUCCAGAGGCUGCCGAGCAUCGUCGGGCACGCAAACGCCAUGGAAUUGGCGUUAACGGCUCGACGAUUCUCGGGACGUGAAGCGAAGGAUCUUGGUCUUGUUUCUCAGGUUUUUGGAUCUAAGUCGGAGCUGGAUAAAGACGUCACGACGAUCGCCGAAGGAAUAGCAGCGAAGUCUCCUCUAGCUGUGACAGGGACAAAGGCAGUGUUAUUAAGAAGCAGAGAGAUGAGUCUAGAAGAAGGUCUUGACUACGUAGCAACUUGGAACUCGGCUAUGCUUAUAUCAGACGAUCUUAUUGAGGCUGUCUCUGCUCAUAUGACGAAAAGACAACCUCGUUUCGCAAAACUGUGAUAAGAGAGUCUGUUAUUUUGUUUUCUUGUCUCCUAAAGACCAACUCCUCCGGUAACAAAACAAUAAGGUCUUAUUUUUUUGGCAAAGAACUUUAGCUAUUGCUAUUUAGUUUCUACAACAGCUAGAAUAAUUUGAUUUGGGUUUGAAGAUAUAUAUGUUAGUUAAUGCUAGCCCUCAUCAAUGUUCAUGAGUUUCUGUGUGACAUUGUGUUUUGUCUCCAUUCGUUUGUCAUAAUAUCAAGAAAUCUGAGUAAAAAGGAUGUGAGAGCAUCAAGCGGCAUGUGUUAUAACGGUGAUGAGUUAGUCUUGGGAUUUGAUUUCAGAUCUCAUCUUAAUCAUUCAAGUUCUUUUAAC
Molecule: messenger RNA, 1316 nt
Organism: Thlaspi arvense
Lineage: Eukaryota; Viridiplantae; Streptophyta; Magnoliopsida; Brassicales; Brassicaceae
Source: the annotation of a GenBank genome assembly